Molecule: messenger RNA, 2043 nt
Organism: Rosa chinensis
Lineage: Eukaryota; Viridiplantae; Streptophyta; Magnoliopsida; Rosales; Rosaceae
Exons: 2
Coding region: 1-2043 (680 amino acids)
Biological process (GO): DNA integration
Molecular function (GO): nucleic acid binding; RNA-DNA hybrid ribonuclease activity
Source: RefSeq, a predicted model, not a curated record
AUGCCUUUCAGCUUAAAGAAUGCCGGAGCAACUUACCAAAAGGCCAUGAAUGCCAUUUUUCAUAAUUUAAUUGGCAAAACCGUAGAGGUGUACAUAGAUGACGUGGUUAUUAAAUCAAAAACCCGAUCAGGACAUGUAGCCGAUCUUGAGCAGACAUUCAAACAUAUGCGAAAACAUAAACUUAAAAUGAACCCCAAGAAGUGUGUUUUCGGAGUAUCAGCGGGGAAUUUUCUAGGUUUUCUCAUUCACCAGCGGGGAAUUGAGGUCGACAAGAAUAAGGCUAAAGCCAUUAUCAAUGCACCCGCUCCUUCUAAUAAAAAACAGCUACAAUCAUUCCUUGGUCAAGUUAAUUUUCUCAGACGAUUCAUCUCUAACUUGGCCGGUAAACUUCGGCCUUUCUCUUCUCUACUUAAGUUGAAAAUUGGAGAUGAAUACAAGUGGGAGCUAGAGCACCAACAAGCUUUUGACAAACUCAAGAAGUAUUUAACACAACCCCCAGUGUUAGUACCUCCACAGAAAGGAAAGUCGCUGAAGCUCUACACAGCGGCCACAGCUGAAUCAAUUGGGAGCAUGUUGGCUCCAGACAAUGAUCAAGGAAAGGAGCAAGCCAUCCAUUAUUUGAGCAGAAUCCUCACACCUGUUGAGAUAAGAUAUUCGUCGAUUGAAAAACUAUGCCUCGUGCUCUACUUUUCGGCGAUUAAAUUACGACAUUAUAUGUUACCAUCAGUUGUUCAUAUAAUUUCACAAAUGGAUUUAAUUAAAUAUAUGUUGACUCCGCUAAUCAUCAAAGGCCGAAUUGGAAAAUUGACAAUGGCGCUUUCUGAAUUUACUUUCAAAUACCUGGUUCAGAAGUCAAUCAAAGGCCAGGCAUUGGCUCAAUUUCUUGCUGACCACCCUUCUAUUGAAAUUGAAGAUAUGGAGAACGCUGAAAUAGAUACUACACAAGUCGGCCAGAUGUAUCACGAGCCUUGGCUACUAUAUUUUGAUGGCUCAAGCACUAGUGACCUCGCCGGGGCAGGAAUAGUGAUUGAAUCUCCAACUGGCCAAAAGCAUCAAUAUGCCUUCAAACUGGACUUUAACUGCACAAACAACCAGGCUGAAUAUGAAGCCUUAAUAAUUGGCCUGGAAGUAUUGGAAGAGCUUGGAGCAACAAUAGUUAAGGUGUUUGGGGACUCACUAUUAGUCAUCAAUCAAAUGCUCCAGGUUUUUAGAUGUUCAAAUCUUUCGUUGGCCACUUGUUAUGCCGCAGCACAACAAUUGAUUAGUUGUUUUCAUGAUGUGGAAUUUCACCAUUUACUACGAGAACUCAAUCGAGAAGCGAAUGAAAUGGCUCAGAUUGCUUCUGGUGUCUGCAUCCCAGAAGGCCAAACUACCAAAGUCAUCACAAUUGAGAGGAAAUCGUUGCCAUCUUUGGCCGAGAGAGGUAUGUCGGCUGAUGUUUUUGAGCUUGAUGUGCCACUUGGUGAUUGGAGAUUUUACAUAAUCCAACACCUUUUGAUGAAAACUGAUGGAGGUGGGAGUCAAAAAAUCAAAAUGUUGUCUAGCAAAUUCACUAUUAAAAAUGGUGAACUGCUAAGAAAAAGUCCUGAUGAUGACCUCCUUCUUCGUUGCCUUGGCUCUGAAGAUGCCCAACUCAUAAUGGCUGAAGUUUAUAAGGGUAUUUGCGGAGCACACCAAGCUGGGAUAAAAAUGAGGUCCAUUAAGAGAUUUCCAUCUUUCCCUAUGAAUCCAAUAGUAAAGCCGUGGCCUUUUCGGGGCUGGGCAAUGGAUAUAAUUGGCCAAAUCUCUCCCCCAUCUUCCAAACAGCACAAAUGGAUUCUGGUUGCCACAGACUACUUUACAAAAUGGGUUGAGGCCGUUCCAUUCACCUCCACAAGUAGUGCCGAGGUGAUCAGAUUCAUUGAGCAGCAUAUCAUUCACCGAUUCGGUAUUCCAGAAACUAUCACAACUGAUCGAGGAUCGGUAUUCAUAGCCGAAGCCGUCAUCGAACGAAUGGCCGAGUAUAAGAUUACAAUGCAACAAUCGACACCCUAUUAUGCUUAG